This is a messenger RNA of Coregonus sp. 'balchen', 11299 nucleotides long. The record is from the annotation of a GenBank genome assembly. NCBI's taxonomy places the organism in Eukaryota, Metazoa, Chordata, Actinopteri, Salmoniformes, Salmonidae.
AUGGCAGUCUGGUUCGAGUUUACACCGCACUUGCUUUUUCUAAUGUUAGGUUGUUGUCUUGGAGCUUUGGAGGGUCGGACCUCGAGCCGAACCCCAUGGAGCGUGCAGGGACAGGGCAGAUAUGGUACCGAUUCUCCGUUUGACCAGGACAGCGCUAAUCAGAAUGUGGUCUCACAGCACAUGUACAGGCUGUAUGAGAAAUACAACAGAGAACUGAAACGACUCCGAGAGGGAAACACUGUCAGGAGUUUCAGAGCCAGCCAAGGUGAGUGUGGCUGUGGAAUAGCUUUCUAUGAUGCUGGAGAGAAAAAUGAACGUAGAUAAAUUAGUUAUAUCCUCAACUCUGAUAUUCUUCCCAAUUUCUUGAGAUGCACAUAAGAGUUGUGGACUAUGUCUGUUUUCAGGGGGAAAGGCGCUGAUGAGAUUGGCACAGAGAGAAACGCAACGUGCAUAGGCAGUGACUUCACUCACCAAGUUAUGAUGAAUUUAUGGUUAUAUUAUUAUUAUAUAACAACCUUCUAGUAGGCAACCUAAUUACUUGAAAUAGCCUACAGUGGGCUGAAAAAAAAGCCGACGCAUGUGGUCAGACACCCCAAAUAGGUAGGAUUGUUUUGGAACCGUCUGAGAAUGUCACUGAGUGUUUUUUAUGAUGCACUUGGGCAGAUCUGUAUGUGUCGCGUCAGCUGCAGUGUGUCCUUGUCACAGCUCCAGCCGCAGACGCGCAAGAAUGUGUGUAGAAUUCGCCUCCAAGCGGACCCAGCUGCCGCGCUGGCCGCGACAACAAUGCGGUAACUAGGAGACAGGGGGACACCAAUAAUGCACCAAAUCUAUUUUCCUAAAGAGGCCACUGUAUGCUGCGCUGGAGUAUGAAGGCUUAGCACGCAGUGGCGCCAUUGUCCUGUGUUUUUUUAAUAAACAAAACAGACCCACAUUGACUCAACAUUUUGUUGUUUAAUUUAUUUAACCUUUAUUUUAUCAGGGAGUCAUACUGAGACCAAGGUCUCUUUUACAGAGGAGCCCUGAAUUGCAUAAAUUACAGAAAAUACACACAUCAAUGUAAAUACAAAAUGCAAGCAGAAAGAACAACAUGGUCAUAAAAAACAAACACAUUUAUCAGUAAUAAGGUCCUCAAUCAGCUUUCUGAAUCACCCUAGAGGCACCAAAACAUCACAUUUAAGAACAUUUUGAAGAUUGUUCCACAAAUAAGAUGCAAGAAAACUAAAAGCUGAUUUACUUAACUCAGUAGAGACCAAAGGAAGUUAACCAUCCCUGAGACCUCCUGUGGUAACUCAUAUGUCUAAAGUUUAGUAAAGAUGUUAGGUACAGUGGGACUUUUUGUAAAAGGGCUUUAUAAAUGAAAACAUAGCAAUGUAUUAACCUAUGUGACAUCAAAGAGGGCCACCCAACUUUCUGGUAGAGAAUGCAGUGAUGAGUACAAUAAUUGUCACCCUUAAUAAAGCACAGUGCGCUAUGAUAAACUGCAUUUAACAGCUUUAAUGAAGUGGCAGCUGCGUUCAUAUAGAUGAUGUCGCCAUAGUCUAGGUCCGAUAGGAACGUUGACUGAAUAAUCUGUUUUCUACUAUUUAGCGAGUGGCAGGACCUAUUUCUAUAGAAGAAGCCCAUUUUUAUUCUCAGCUUCUUAACUAACUCAUCAAUAUGCUUUUUAAAAGACAGCUUUUCAUCUAUCCUGAAGCCCAGAUAUUUGUAAGCAGGGACACAAUCAAUAUGGACACCAUUCAAAGUACAUAUGCUUAAAUCAUCAGAGUUAUUUUUAUGCGCUUUAGAGAACAACAUAUACUUAGUUUUACCUGCAUUCAAUACUAAUUUCAGGUCAAUAAAGUUUUUCUGUAAUAAAAUGAAGACAAGACUGUAGUUCAGAUAGAGCCUGGUCAACUGUGGGGGCAAUAACAUACACAGCAGUAUCAUCGGCAUACAAGUGCAGGUUACAGUUUUCUACAGACAAAAUUGUUAAUGUAAACAGUAAAAAGUACAGGACCCAGAAUCAACCCCUGUGGGACACCUUUCGUAAUAUCCAGGAAACCUGAUUUAGCACCAUCAGUAAAUACACAUUGAGUUCUAUCUGUCAAGUAAUUUUUAAACCUGCUACAUGCAGCCUGGCCUAGGCCAAUUGAGGAAAGCCUCUGAAUUAGCAGUGAGUGAUCAACAGUAUCGAAAGCCCUUGACAGGUCAAUGAAGAGGGCAGCACAAUGUUGCCUUUUAUCCAUACAGUUAACCACAUCAUUCAUAACUAGGGAUGUGGCCAAGAUAGUGCUAUGACCUGGUCUAAAACCCGACUGAUGUACAGUUAAAAUACAUUUCAAAGAUAAAAAAGCUCUUAGCUGAGAAUUAAUCAAUGAUUGUAAUAUUUUAGCUAGGCAAAGAAGUUUAGAAAUAGGGCUAUAAUUAUUUAGGUCCCAAGGGUUACCACCUUUGCGAAGGGGAAGUACAUUGGCCACCUUCCAAACCUUGGGGAUAGUACCAUAUAUAAUCGUCAGGUUAGAAAUAUGGGUUAAUUAUUCAGCAAUCAGGGGGGCAGAGAGCAGCAGCAAAAAUGGAUCAAUCAUAUCAGCCCCAGUGGAUUUUUUUACAUCAAUCUUAAGCAAGGCAUCUAGCACAUCACAGAUAGUAAAUUGUUGAAUUGAAAACAAAUAUUCACUAGAAGUUGACGGGUUAACCGUUUAGUCAGCUAGAGGCUGGCAGAGGGAAGAGCAGUCUAUUGACUGACCAGGGUCAAUUAAACCACAGUUUCUCUCAAAUAAAAAGCCUGCCGAGAUAAAAUGAUGAUUAAAACCACAGUUUCUCUCAAAUAAGAAGUCUGCCGAGUUAUGAUGCCAGAGUCAGACAGAACUUGCUUAGGCAGGGAAGAAGAGGAAUUUGUAUGCUUCAGUGCAUUUACUGUUUUCCAAAAUGUAGAAAGAUCACCAGCAGAAUCAGAGAUAGAGCUUAAAAAGUUGCUUGAUUUAGUUUUCUUAAUCGAGAUAGUACAUCUGUUUCUCAAUUGUCUGAAAGAUUACCGGUCCACUACAGAGUCAGUUUUCAUUGCUUUGUCCCAGGCCUGAUUUCUCAUCUGAAUGAGCUCCGAUAGCUCCGAAAGAAAACCAAGGGUUAGAUCUAUCUUUGACUCUGAAUUGUUUAAAAGUGGCGUGUUUAUCUGCCAGAGGAAUAAAUAUGGAGGAUAAAUGUUCUCGAGCCAACUCAGGGUUGAGGAAAAAACGUUUUACAAUGUCCCUUCUUAAUUAAUUAAAUGAGGAUUAGUAUUUUGCAGUUUCGUAUCUCUAAUACAUACUAUGGGAGAAUGAUCACUGAGAUCGUAUGCAAAUACUCCACUAGACAAAUAUUUAUGGGAGUUAUUAGUAAUAAUUAAAUCAAGGGAGGAGUUAACAGAGUUUUUCACAUUUAGCAAUGUGGGUUUUCAGAUCAAUUGAGUCAGAUUAAAAUCAAUGCAUAUACUCUUAAAUUGAUCUGAGGCCGGGGAUAGACAAUUCAGUUUCAAAUCCCCUAAAAUGACUAACUCCAAGGACAAAAAAAGCUGUUACACACUCGGAUAUAGCACCAAUAGCAUCCGCCAUGGCAGCAGUUGGGCGGUAAAUCCCAGCAACACAUAAAUAUGUAUUCUGGUUUAUGGACACAUCUACAACCAGAAGCUCCAAUUUUCUUGAAAAAAAUAUUGAAAGAUUGGGAUGCCAUGAAAUUAGAUUUUACAUAUACAGUGGCUUGCGAAAGUAUUCACCCCCCUUGACAUUUUUCCUAUUUUGUUGCCUUACAACCUGGAAUUAAAAUGGAUUUUGGGGGGGGGGGGGGGGGGGGGUUGUAUCAUUUGAUUUACACAACAUGCCUACCACUUUGAAGAUGCAAAGUAUUUUUUAUUGUGAAAAAAGAAAUAAGACAAAAAAACAGAACUUGAGCAUGCAUAACUAUUCUCCCCCGCAAAGUCAAUACUUUGUAGAGCCACCUUUUGCAGCAAUUACAGCUGCAAGUCUCUUGGGGUAUGUCUCUAUAAGCUUGGCACAUCUAGCCACUGGGAUUUUUGCCAAUUCUUCAAGGCAAAACUGCUCCAGCUCCUUCAAGUUGGAUGGGUUCCGCUGGUGUACAGAAAUCUUUAAGUCAUACCACAGAUUCUCAAUUGGAUUGAGGUCUGGGCUUUGACUAGGCCAUUCCAAGACAUUUAAAUGUUUCCCCUUAAACCACUCGAGUGUUGCUUUAGCAGUAUGCUUAGGGUCAUUGUCCUGCUAGAAGGUGAAACUCCGUCCAAGUCUCAAAUCUCUGGAAGAAUGAAACAGGUUUCCCUCAAGAAUUUCCCUUUAUUUAGCACCAUCCAUCAUUCCUUCAAUUCUGACCAGUUUCCCAGUCCUUGCCGAUGAAAAACAUCCCCACAGCAUGAUGCUGCCACAACCAUGCUUCACUGUGGGGAUGGUGUUCUCGGGAAGAAGAGAGGUGUUGGGUUUGUGCCAAACAUAGCAUUUUCUCAUCUGACCAGAGUACCUUCUUCCAUAUGUUUGGGGAGUCUCCCACAUGCCUUUUGGCGAACACCAAACGUGUUUGCUUAUUUUUUUAUAAGCAAUGGCUUUUUUCUGGCCACUCUUCUGUAAAAGCAUAGCUCUGUAGAGUGUACGGCUUAAAGUGGUCCUAUGGACAGAUAUUCCAAUCUCCGCUGUGGAGUUUUGCAGCUCCUUCAGGGUUAUCUUUGGUCUCUUUGUUGCCUCUGUUUAAUGCCCUCCUUGCCUGGUCAGUGAGUUUUGGUGGGCGGCCCUCUCUUGGCAGGUUUGUUGUGGUGCCAUAUUCUUUCCUUUUUUUAAAUAAUGGAUUUAAUGGUGCUCCGUGGGAUUUUCAAAGUUUCUGAUAUUUUUUAUAACCCAUCCCUGAUCUGUACUUCUCCACAACUUUGUCCCUGACCUGUUUGGAGAGCUCCUUGGUCUUCAUGGUGCCACUUGGUUGGUGAUGCCCCUUGCUUAGUGGUGUUGCAGACUCCGGGGCCUUUCAGAACAUGUUUAUAUAUACUGAGAUCAUGUGACACUUAGGUUGCACACAGGUGGACUUUAUUUAACUAAUUAUGUGACUUCUGAAGGUAAUUGGUUGCACCAGAUCUUAUUUAGGGGCUUUAUAGCAAAGGGGGUGAAUACAUAUGCAAACACCACUUUUCUGUUAUUUAUUUUGUAUAAUUUAUAUGUAUAUAAGUUAUUUUUUUAAAUUUCACUUCACGAAUUUGGACUAUUUUGUGUAUGUCCAUUACAUGAAAUCCAAAUAAAAAUCCAUUUAAAUUACAGGUUGUAAUGCAACAAAAUAGGUGAAACGCCAAAGGGGAUGAAUACUUUUGCCAGGCACUGUAUGGCCACUCCUCUCCCUUUCUGGAAUCUGUCACAUCUAAAUAGAUUAGAAUAAUUUCUUCAAUGUCUUUAUCAGAUACAGAACCAUUUAAUCAUGUUUCCGAGACAACCAGAAUGCCAGGACACGAGUCCUGUACCCAAAUGUCAAUUGUGUCCAUUUUUUAAAUAAUGCUUCGCACAUUUAGGUGCACUAGCCCAAGCCCCCUAUGAGAUUUAAAGUCAGAGGGGGUAUUCAGCUCAUUCACAUAAGAGCUUACAGGCAUAGGGUCAUCUGCAGCUAUUUGUUGAGUGAACUGAGACUUUGCCAAGGUCCCUGGCCAACCACGUGAGAGCAGAGUAGACUGAGAAUUUGACAGACCUCCCUCAAGUCGCUGGAUGCAGUGGCUGGGGCGGGAACUGGGAGAGCAGUGUUGGCAGAGCUCAGUCCACCCUGAUGAAUCUCCCGCCAAAGGAGUGGAGCUGCUGCAGGGGAUCGGAGUGGCUGCCGAUGCUCAAUUCUGGGUGUGCACAGGAGGCCUUGGUGUGCCUGCUGUGCAGAGUUGGGGCUGUCAUGGGGGACAGGAGUGUCCCAGGCCUGUCCUGGGGAUGGGAGUAGGGAGGGUAACCAAAACUUGCCUGGGAGGGAGGUUGUGGGGGUAAUUGAGGAGGGUGGUGUGGAGGGCAGUGUGGCUGGCGACGCUCCAAACUCUCAGCAUAUGAGGGCUGAUAAUGUGAAUGAUACAUGGUGUGGACUGCAUCAUGUGGUGCACUUCCCUCGACAGUGUUUUGCCAGACCCUAGGGUAGUGGUCGGUGCUGUGUAGAGCUGGGCUGAGUUGAGUUGGGCCUGGUCUGGUAGAGCUGUUCUGUGAUGGGCCAGGUCUGGUAGAGCUGUGCUGUGAUGGGCCGGGUCUGGUAGAGCUGUGCUGAGGCGGGCCUGGUCUGGUAGCAUGGGAGGGAGGUUGUAGGGGGAAUUGAAGAGGGUGGUGUGGAGGGCAGUGUGGCCAGCGAUGCUCCAAACUCUGCAUGGGGCCUCUUUGACUGCGUACGGCUUGGGCAUAGCUCAGUGUAUCUGCAUGCAGUUCCUGGGAGACAAGUGGUGGAGGGUGGUGUGGUGGGCAGUGUUGCUGGCUGUUCUCUAGCCUCUGUGAGGCACCACCAGAUACAGGUCUAAAGGAAUGUCUGAUUUGUCUCAGGGAGUUGGUGGCUGGUCUGCUGCUCCUGUGGGGUGAGGUGGACUGGCCACCCAGAGCAACAUCAUUUAACGUCCUGGUGAAAGUGGGGACUGCCUCUUUGUACAGGUGUACAUUGUCAUAAAGACAGUCGAGGCUGAGGGUGGGAUGGUGGGCCAGGUGUACAUUGGGCUGUAGCACACAGUCCCAAGAGAGGCUAACAUUUACCCUCCGGAUGGUGGCAGGGUGGAAAUCUCUCCUCUGGAGCAGGGUAGAUAUUACUAUCUUCGCAAGGGGGAAGAUGGUGGAGGCCCACUCUAUCAUUCCCCUUAGUGAUGUGGCCACCCUCUGCUGUUGGGCACACAGGUCAUUGGUCCCUGUGUGAAUGAUGAUAUGGCUUGGAGAGCCAAGCUGGGCCACAGUCAAGAGCUCCAUAGCUCUCUCUGUUGUUGGGCAUAACUUUAACACCUUUUUAUUUGGGAAAAGUUUAUUCUCUAAUAUAAACGUUCCAUUUCAGUCCAUCAUUAAUAUUAUGUCUGGUUUCUCGUCAGGUCUAUGGAGUAUGGCAGGAGUGAUGGGAGUAAUUACAGGCCGUGAGAUGGGGAUGGAGGGGGUUGGUUGGUGGGUUCUGAUUCAGCUGUUGGCCUGGUCCUGGGUUUUUGUGGGAUUCUUUGUAGAGUGGAUGGUGGUGGCUGUGCUGGACAGUUCCUCUCUAAGUCUGCGUGCUUCCAUCCUGAGAGCCUAAUUGUCCUUUCAUUGGACACUGCAGCUCCCGGAUCUCCUCCCUAUGCUGACGCACCAAGCUGAUCUCCUCCUCUAUAAGAUGCUGUGGUACUGCAGGUGUCACGUGUGAGAGAGGCAUGCUCAAGGCUGUGUCUGCUGCAGGUGAGGGAGGGAGAGGGACACUGGGGACUACAUACUGGGGCACAGAGGGAGUGGAGGCUGUUGUAGGUAGUGAGAGGUUUUAAGUUCAGCAACAAAAGGUUCUAUUUGGUCGAAGUAGUGGACAAAUUGAUCCAGACUGGCCUCCGAACCUUGAACCAUCACAGUGCUGUUAUUAUAUAUAUUAAUGUUACAUUUGGGGGUGGAAUCAAUAUACAGUUGCCUCAUUGUUCUGUUUUCUGACAUUUUAAGAUCAUUGUUGGUCUUGUGGAGAGCUGUGUGCCAAGCAUUAGGAUCAUCCGUGUAGAACAGAAUGUCUCCUUUGAUUUCCUUGUUCGCUUUUAGGAUGAAGUCUGCCCUCAGUGUCUCUGGGUAUUCCCGUAGCAAUUUCUUUUAGAAAUUUUAAUUUUUUCUGACUCACUUGUAACAUUUUCAGGAUACACGAUGGCAAGGUCUCUGAAACAAUGCUUAGAGAAUGCAUCCAUCUUCAUCUCCAUGGUGACCUCUUUAACGCUGCUCUAGAAUGAUGUGUAUGUGCCCCUUAUGAAAGCACUUAUUUAAAUAAUGCACCUAUAGAUACAUUCACUUUUUAAACAAUGCACUUUUAUGAAUAAUACAAAUAAAUAUAUUUUCAAUGAAACAACACAUUACACAUAAAUGAAGAUACCUUCUCAAUGUUCAUAAUGUUUCUACCUCCUUUCCAAGUGCUCUUUUGCUUGUUUGUUUGUUCAUCUGAAUGCUUGUUUCCCUAUCAAGCCUGAACUAUCCUCCAGAAAUCCCUUCCUCUUACUCCCUCUGUUGGUUUUGUGUUUGUUUAUCUAUGUCCUAAUUCUUUUUGUUGUCCUUUUGUUGGGUUUAUAGUCCUCCUGUCCCAUUCCUUCCUUGUGUUGCCUGAUGAUUCAGCAGAUGAGUCUUGCAAGAACCAAGUCGAUCAAUCUCUCAAAAUCUCUCCAAACUAUUUGCACAAAAGAAAAUUCCUCUAGAUGGGCAGAACACAGCAAUGCACUAAAAUAACUAAACUGUUCAUAUAAAAAUAUAAUAUAAUAUAAUAUAAAAAUAGCAAUUUAAGGAGGAGCUCUUCUUAAGUCGGCUCGGCCUCCCGAGUGGCGCAGUGGUCUAAGGCACUGCAUCGCUAGUGCUAGCUGUGCCACUAGAGAUCCUGGUUCGAAUCCAGGCUCUGUCAUAGCCGGCCGCGACCGGGAGACCCAUGGAGCGGUGUACAAUUGGCUCAACGUCGUCCAGGGUAGGGGAGGGAAUGGCCGGCAGGGAUGUAGCUCAGUUGGUAGAGCAUGGUGUUUUCAAUGCCAGGGUUGUUGCUUCGAUAAAUAAAAAUAAUGAAUGCACUCACUGACUGUAAGUCGCUCUGGAUAAGAGCGUCUGCUAAAUGACUAAAAUGUAAGUGGUUAUCAGAUAGCAUAUCAUAAUAACACAUGUUUUUUACUGCAGAAGCCAUGUAAUCUAAGGAGCGAUGUAAGGGAGUUUUGACAACAACAAGAGAUCUGUGAACACAUUAGGUUAUUGUCUUGGUGCGGGGCAGACAGUGUUGGCUGUAUUAGGGGCUUAAGGGGAAGCUUUGGGGGAAACUGAAAUAAGCGUUUCCAUAUGCCUGAGGCUGGAUACAGAGUAAUGUAUAUCUCUUAAGUCACUCCAUACAUCCGCAGACGCCAUAUACAAUGGACAAUAUGUCUGCUGUUGGGCCUAAUGUUCAUCAUGAAUAUGUUACUCAUGCCUCCCUCCCCCCACUCCUCUGCACCUAUCUCCCUCCCUCCCUCACUCACUCCCCCCUCUCCUCUACUCUCCUCUCCUCUCUCCCCAUCCCCCUCACCCUCUCCCUCUCCUUCCCCAUCUCCCUAACUCUUCCCCUCUCCUAUCCUCUCCUAUAACAGCCAGAGAGUUAUGGGUUCCCUCUCCAGAGUCUUGUUCCACUCAAGGUUUAUUCCCACCUAGGAAUCACUGUGCCUCUGCCUGCUCUUUAGGUGUUAAGGCCUGGGUCGCUGUGAAAGACUGAAGUAACAGAUUUCUCCCCCUGUAGACUCGUCUGACCAGAGGACGUUUUACCAUCUGAACCUGACGUCUCUCCAGGACUCGGAGCUCAUCCUCUCUGCCACGUUUCACUUCUUGUUCGACCGGUGCCCGAGGCCAAGGGCUUGGUUCUGCAAACGCUACAAAACCCCGGCCUGUCGCUCUCUACACCUCCACCCUGCUCCCUCCAUCCACCUCAUCCUUCGCUCCAACCCCUCUGGGUCAGCGGUCAAUCCAGGGUCGCAGGCGUCGUUGCUAGGCAACGUGACCUUUCACCCCAACCAGAGAGGGUUGUGGCAGAUGAAGGACGUGACUGUGGCGAUAAAGGAGGCCAGGGAGAAAGGCAGCCAUUUUGUGUCGGUGGAGCUGGACUUUGGGCUGCAGUACCACAGACAGCCAGAGGAUAUGCUGUCUGGGUCCAGUCUACCUUAUUUGUUGAUGUAUGCUGACGACCAUGCGCUAGAUGAGCCCAACAGUGUGGCACAGACUUUACAGAGGUAUGGCCCUGAGGCAGAGGUGGAGGAAGAUACUUCUCACCCUUCUCUUCUUCCCCCUAAACAGGGGUCAAAGGGUCGUGUGAGAAGGGGGGUACUAUCUCUCCCAGACUCCAUCCAGAACAACGAGCUACCAGAGGUGGAGUACAGGCCUGGCGGAUCCAGGAAAGAUGACCCGUUUGAAACCGCCUACCACACCCUGAAACCUAUCAAACUCAAGCCUGGGAGGAGGGAGAGGAUGAGGAAGGGCCAGGACGUAGAGGAAGAAGUGAAAGAUGGAGAGAGGGAUACAGGAAGUCAAUCGCCAGUCCUGAGCUUGGACGAGAGGACCCCAAAGAAGAGCAGCGAUGGAGGGAGUAGGUUGCAAGACAACAGUGAGGGAAGGAGUGAUGGAAGAAGCGAUAGAGGGAAGGAAAGAGGAAGUAAGUCUCCAAUGCUGAGUUUUGAUGAGCGGACCAUGCAUAAGGCGAAGAAGAGACAGUGGGGCUCGGAGCCCCAGGUUAGGAGCUGCUCUAGGAAGACACUCACGGUGGACUUUGCGGACAUCGGCUGGAGCGAGUGGGUCCUGACGCCCAAAGCCUUCGAUGCCUACUACUGCGCUGGCACCUGUGGAUUCCCCAUGCCCAAGGUAAAGACUGUGACUAGCUGGAUUUGAACCCACGUCAAAUCCAGUCUUUGGGAGCCUUCUGAGCUAAAGUCUCAAUAAAUAUGUAAGGCAGAGAGGAUACCCUCACACUUAUUUCAAAGUGAGCAUGACAGCCGAGAAUGUAUUUAUGGUUCCCAAUUUAGAACUGCUCCAUUGCUCCCAGUCUGAUGAUAUGUCUACAACAUUUAGGAAAUAGUAUAAAUCAGUAGAUACAUUACUGGCCAGUGCGGACACACUUACAUGUACUUCAUUGUACUAUUGUGUCAUGUUUUCCUACUUGCACUUUAUUAAAUUAAUUAACCAUUGUGCUUCUAAAUCAUAGACAGCUUUUUAUCAAGGCCAGUUCCUUCUUUUAAAAAAAUUCAGAAUAACCUUAAAAUGUAAUUUUUCCUAUUGAAUUGUUACAGGCAUUGCCAGUUACAAUGCUGUAACCUCUCUCUCUCUCUCUCUUUCUCUACCUCAAUCACCCUUCCCCUUCUCUCUCCAUUGCUCCUCUCUCUCCCAGGUACUGCGUCCCUCUAACCACGCAACCAUCCAGAGUAUAGUCCGUGCGGUUGGGAUAGUUCCAGGGGUCCCAGAGCCCUGCUGUGUCCCAGAGAAGAUGAGCCCUCUGGUGGUUCUAUACCAGGACGAGGGAGGUAACCUGGUGCUCAAGGUCUACCCCAGCAUGUCUGUGGAGAGCUGUGCCUGUAGAUAGACCCAGAAGACAGAGGGGAACAACGCUGGACAAAACAGGAUGGACUUGCAGCAAUUUAAAAGGACAAAAAAGGGAAGUUAAAAAG